Messenger RNA from Penaeus chinensis, 2709 nucleotides. RefSeq names its product translation initiation factor eIF-2B subunit delta-like (gene eIF2Bdelta). The record is from RefSeq and is a predicted model, not a curated record. The transcript is spliced from 8 exons. Bases 122 to 2416 code for a protein of 764 amino acids. Lineage: Eukaryota; Metazoa; Arthropoda; Malacostraca; Decapoda; Penaeidae.
CUUUUUUAAGGCCGCGGUCUCUGACACAAACAAAAGAACGGCAAGUAAACAUAUGGGCCGUCCAGGGAGCUGAUGCAACUUGUUCUUUCGUUAUUCAGGACUGGUGCGGCACACAGGCGUCAUGGCACCGCCUGGCAAUCCCAGGCACAAGCGAACUGGCAAGGCUGCCAAGAAUCGGAGCUCUCAGACAGAGAACCACCCGGAUUCUGAGCUGCGGCAUUCUCCCGAUGGACCACCUGUAGAGAGGCCAGUGUCAGCAGCCUGUCCGCUGAAGGCUUCCUCGGAAAAGUGUCCUGAAAGACCCCUUAAGGAGGCCAAUUCCCAGCAAGGAUCUCCAGUUGCAGGGGCCAAGGGCAAGGAAUCUCCCAAGAAUUCAGCAUCUCAGAGGAAGGGCUUGAAUCCUGAGGGCAAGGCAGCCAAGAGAAUCCAGUCUAAAGGAUCUGGACCAGCCACUCCAAGGCGAGCAAAAGGGCAACCUUCUUCCUCGCCAACUACCAAUGCAAAGGUCCCCCAAUCAGGUCCCUCAGCAGUGUCAGUAGUUGUAGACUCAACUGCCUCAACGAAGCACGUAUUGGAGAAAAGUGCUGAGAUAACAGAGCCAAGACUAGCUAAAUUGUCUACCACUUGUCCAUCAAGUAGUGAGAAGAAACAGGUAAAGAUGUCUGACAAAAAGCUGGAUAGUCUUUGCCAGUUGCUGGAAAAUAUAGUCUUACAACAUGGGGGUAAAGAUAUCUCUCCCGGUGGAGCCAAGCCUGUUAGUGUCCCUCAGCAAAAUCAGAAUACAGCUGCUAAGGUGUCUCCUGUCACAAAAUCUGCCUCUGGACCAUCAUCAAAAGUUGAAGGUAAUAAAGAGCAACCUGGUGAGGAGAAGUCAAAAGAAGAAAUAGAAAGGGAGAGGAAAGCCAGGAAGGAGGCAAAGAAAGCAGGAAAAAAGAAAGGAGGUGAUCAGAGCAAAGCCAAGGAAGGUGGUACAGAUGAGAGCACAAAGGAAAACAAAAAGCCACCCCCUCAAAGCCAGAAGGAAGCCAAGGCCCAGAGCAAGCCAGCAGAGGAGAAAGCAGCACCUCCACAGCAGUCUAAGCAGGGGCAGGAGCCACAGCAGAAAGAAGGGGUUGAAGAUGGCAGUGGCAAGUCCAAAGCAGACCUGAAGCGGGAAAGACGUGAGAAGCAGGAAGCCCAGAGGCAGGCAAAAGCACUAGCAAAAGCACAGCAGGAUGCAGAGAAGCAGAAGAAAAGCCAGCCUCAGUCACAAAAGAUUACUCGUGAGGAAUCUAAAAAAGGACCACAAAUCAAAAAGUUUGCUGAGGGAAGGCGCACAAGGGACAAGAAGAGUAUUGAGAAGGACAGCUCACGGAGAAUCCCAUUGCUAGGCCACCUGACUCCUUACACGUCGCAUCCACCCUCACUACCUGUCAACUGUGAUUCCAUCCACCCUGCUAUAAGGACUCUCGGUCAAAAGAUGAAGGACCGUGUUGUGGAUGGGUCAACCGCACGAGUAAUUGCAACAUUAGCUGCUCUGAAGCGAUUCAUCAAUGACUACAGAACACCUGAGUCUUGUGACCUCUCCAGAGAUCUUGCAGAGAAAAUAGUGCCCAAUGUGGCACACCUCCAUGCAUGUCGUCCUCUGGCAAUUGCAAUGGACAAUGCUGUCAGAUUUUUGAAGCACAAGAUAAACAGCAUCGAGCCGAAUGUCCCCGAGGCACAAGCCAAAGACCUGCUACGCACAGCCAUUGAUGAGUAUGUUUGUGACAACAUCAACCUCGCCAGUAGCACUAUAGCCACUCAUGCCGCCCAGUUGCUCAAGGAUGGAGAUGUUAUUCUUACGUUUGGCUAUUCAGCCCUCGUUUGCGACAUGGUUGAAGCAGCACGGAAUGGCAGCAGUUGUGUGAACGUGAGUGUUGUGGUUGCAGACUCACCCUUUCCUCCCACGGGUUCAGAUAUGGUCAAGCAACUGGCUGCUAUGGGUGUUCCGACAUAUUACCGUCUCAUUACAGAUGUCACCCACAUUAUGCACAAGGUAACCAAGGUAGUCGUAGAGGCAGAAUCUGUCAUGAUGAAUGGCGCAGUGCAGGGGAUGUGUGGGACAGCAGGACUGGCUCUUGCUGCUGCCACACAUGACACACCCUUCAUUGUUCUCUGUCACACAUACAAGUUUAGCAAUAAUGAUCUCACUGAUUCUUUGGUAGUGAAUGAAUUAGGGGAUGCGAAUGGCAUUGUGAAUUGCCCAUCCAGGGAAUACUGCGAUCUCCUGACUGAUUGGAAGGACACAGAAAAUCUAAAUGUAGUGCGACUAGUGUACGACGUGACUCCGGCUGGCCUUGUGACGGUGCUGGUCACAGAGCAGAGUGUUCUCCCAACCUCUGCUGUACCAGUUAUCAUCCGACGUAAUUACGCAGAUAUUCUCGGACAGGAUUAGGCAUUUGUAUUGGUGUUAGGAAAAUUAACUGAAAUAGGGUUAUGGAUGAGCUUUUAUUGUAUCACAUUUGUCAAAAGGCUUUUUUCUUUGUCAUUCUACAAUUGCCAUUUUGUCCUGUCAUAUAGUUAAUAUUAAUUUAUUUUGCUUUUCUGGUGAAAAGGUAUGUGAGAGUUAUGAAAGCUCUGUCUUCAUAACUUUUACUGAGAAGCUCAAGUCAAUUUUUUUUCUUGUUGUAAGAGAGGAAUUUCUAAUUCAUUGACAGAUUUUUAGCAAUCAUUAAAGCCAAUACUGAA